AUGACUACUUCAUUAUUUACCUUGUUUCUGUCGAGCAUUGUACUUUCAUCAAUUUACUGGUUCUGGACAAAAGCGCUAGCUUGGUCUUCCAGAAAAAAAGCAGGAUGUUCUUCCCCAGUCAAAUACAAGCACCUCGACCCAUUUUUUGGAUUUGACCUCCUCAGCAAAAAAAUACAAUACACGAAGGCCGGAAACUUAUUGGCUCUAGACGAUGAGUUGUUUGCAAAAUAUGGAAAGACGUUGCAUACAAUUUUUUUUGGUAGAAACCACUGGAUGACUAUGGAUCAUUUGGUUAUCCAAACUGUUGCCGCUACUGAAGCUGAUAAGUUCGGGAGCGCACCUUCAAACCGCAAGCCUGCUUGGCCAUUGCUAGGCGAUGGUGCUUUUACUACCGAUGGGCAUAUAUGGAAGAGAUCUCGGGAACUUCUCCAACCAGUCUUCAGUCGGUCACAAGUCUCGCAAUUAUCAGGGUUGAAAUCUCACAUGGAACGUUUUUUCGAACGUAUUCCUCGCGACGGUUCCACGAUUGAUAUUCAACCUCUCGCUCAAGGGCUUUUCUUAGAUAGUUCUAUGGAGUUUAUUUUCGGCAAGUCUUCUGGUACUCUUUCACCGUCCGAAGAAACUGUCGAAGCCAAACAAUUCUCUCAAGAUUUUGACGAGGGUCUCCGAGGAAUGCGAAAAAAUUACAUGACAGACAAGAUUUCAUGGCUGGUUGGACCAGACAAGAAAUGGCUUGCUCAAUGCGCCAAAAUACAUGCUACCUUGGAAGGUUAUAUUGACGAUGAGAUUGAGAUUCAAAGACAGUCAAAAUUGUUGGGCCAGCCAACCGAGACCACUGAUGAGCCAUCAGCCUACAAGCAUAUCCUUCUCAAAGAGCUUGUCAAAAAGUACCCGGGUAACAAGACUCUCAUUCGAAAUGAACUUAUGAAUGUCUUUUUCGCGGCGAGAGAUUCUGUUGGAACGGUAACUUCCAGCAUGCUGUUUCUUCUCGCAAGAAGCCCAGAAAGUUGGGAGAAAUUGAGGAAAGAAGUUGCUGCUAUCCCACUAAAGCAAGAGUUAACUUUUGAGUUUCUCAAGUCUUUGAAAUAUGUGCAGGCUGUGAUCGAUGAGAGAUUGUACAAGAGUUUAAGACGAUUAGAAAUCGGGAUGAUUGCUUUGAAUAUGUGGAAGAAUACCAUCGAUACACGCUUCACGAAUGCUUCCUCGACUCCAUACCAAGUAGAUCCUGCUGCUGCGAAGUCAAAACGUGAUGAUUCAAAACCGGGCGAGGGAGAUAUUUCGGAUGCACAGUAUUACAAUUUCCGAACCAAUGUACCGUACCUUGCGAUUCUCGUCGUUUUCCACCCUAUCCUUAGACGUAUUUAUGAGUAUCUCAAGCCUAUCUCUACUAGGGUAGGAUCACCGAAAUUGAACGGCAAUAAUACAUACAUAUCCGUGGCGGAAGGUAAUGCGAGGCUUGAGCAACGAGUUAGAUUCGAUUUCAUUUUCGCAUUCAUAUACCUGUUGGCUUUGCAUGGCUUUUCGGCCUUCAAAGUCAUCAUAAUAGUAUACACAAACUACUGUCUAGCGACCCGACUUCCCCGAAAGUUUGUUCCUGUAGCAACAUGGGUUUUCAAUAUCGGAAUAUUGUUUGCAAACGAGCUCUCGGACGGAUAUAGGUUUACAUCUGUAGCACAAUAUGUGUUGCCUAAGAAUGAAGCUGGAUUUCGAAAUGGAACUUCGUUGCAUAGCUGGGCGGAGUGGAUGGAUAGCUAUUCGGGUAUCAUUCCUCGAUGGGAAAUUCUGUUUAAUCUUACUGUCUUGAGGUUGAUCAGUUUCAAUUUGGAUUAUUACUGGAGUCAAGAGAAGGGAGCUGGAAGUGCAUUAGAGAAGAAACAACUCGACCCUGCCAAUCUUUCGGAACGAGAUCGCGUUUCAAUACCUGCAUCGGACAAGGAUUACAAUUAUCGAAACUACUUCGCAUAUGCGAUUUAUGCCCCUCUAUAUUUAGCAGGACCAAUCUUCACAUUCAAUGAUUACAUUAUUAUUGCUGGCAUGCUCUUCCCACGAAAGAAAUGGCUUAAUAAUCUCACAUACUACAGAGUACUCUGUGGUAUUGGUGCUGUGGCGAAUUUGAUGUUCAUGAUGAUAGCGAACUUGGUAGGUUUUGCUGUUGGAGUGGAUGGAUUGAAGAGCAUCAUUUCAGGCAUUUUUAAAGAUUUUUCGGGAAUCGUUUUUCUCAUUACAGCUUGGGGGGCACUUUUCGUGGGUUGUCAGAUAAUGUUUGAAGUGAGGGAGAGUGAACAUAGAAAGGGCAUUUACUUAAGAUGUUAG
Molecule: messenger RNA, 2313 nt
Organism: Sclerotinia sclerotiorum 1980 UF-70
Lineage: Eukaryota; Fungi; Ascomycota; Leotiomycetes; Helotiales; Sclerotiniaceae
Exons: 8
Coding region: 1-2313 (770 amino acids)
Molecular function (GO): oxidoreductase activity, acting on paired donors, with incorporation or reduction of molecular oxygen; heme binding; monooxygenase activity
Source: RefSeq, a predicted model, not a curated record